AUGGAGGAAUUUCACUUUAAAUGCAUAGUAACUGGUCCACCAUGUGUAGGAAAGAGUUCACUAUUAUUACAAUUUUGCGAGAAAGAGUUUUCAGCUGAAUUAGAUACUACCGUGGGUGUCGAGUUUCAAUCAAAGACAAUGGAGUUAGACAGUACAUAUAAAAUUAAGCUUGAAAUAUGGGAUACUGCAGGACAAGAAUCAUUUAGAUCGAUUACAAAUAAUUAUUACAGAGGAGCACAUAUUGCUUUGUUGGUUUAUGAUAUUACAAAUCGUCAAUCAUUCCAGUACUUGGGAAGUUGGCUUGAGGAGAUCUCACAGAUGUCCGGUGAGAACAUUGUCACACUGUUGAUUGGUAAUAAGAGCGAUCAUAACGAUAGACGUGUUGUCAAAGUCGAGGAGGGUGAAAGGUUUGCCAGAGAGAACAAUAUCCUCUUCAUUGAGACGAGCGCAAAGGACAACACCAACGUCGAGAAGGCAUUCGAAGAUGCCACCAGACAAGUUGUAAAACUAAUUAAAGAAGGAAAGAUGGUAGUUGUCAAUAAGAAACCACAAACUGUUUCAUUAAAUCAAAAAGAAGAUCCAAAACAGCAGCAACAACAAAAGAAGAGUGGAUGUUGUUAA
Molecule: messenger RNA, 621 nt
Organism: Heterostelium album PN500
Lineage: Eukaryota; Evosea; Eumycetozoa; Acytosteliales; Acytosteliaceae
Gene: rabQ
Product: Rab family GTPase
Exons: 4
Coding region: 1-621 (206 amino acids)
Cellular component (GO): Golgi apparatus
Molecular function (GO): GTPase activity; GTP binding
Source: RefSeq, a predicted model, not a curated record